Molecule: messenger RNA, 954 nt
Organism: Penicillium expansum
Lineage: Eukaryota; Fungi; Ascomycota; Eurotiomycetes; Eurotiales; Aspergillaceae
Product: Oxoglutarate/iron-dependent dioxygenase
Exons: 5
Coding region: 1-954 (317 amino acids)
Molecular function (GO): dioxygenase activity
Source: RefSeq, a predicted model, not a curated record
AUGGACUUUCCUAUUAUCUCCUUGAAACACUUCUCCUCCCAAUUUGACGAAAUUUCCGAGAAUAUUUUCAAGGCCAGCCAAGAAUGGGGUCGGAUGUUUGACCAGGCGCGUGACUUCUUUGACCUUCCGAUUGAUAUCAAGUCUAAGAAGAUACUGAAUGAAGAUCCGGUCGGAUAUGAUGGCCAUACAGCUACCACGUUCGCUGCUUCAGAAGGCAUGUCCUUUGGACUUCCUGCUGGACAACUAUCUAAAAGUGACAACAUUCACUCCUGGUGGGAUAGAGAAAGGCUGGCUGAGACUGAAGCCUUCAAGGCUCAGUGUAACGAUUUGAAUCUCAUGAUGUUGUCGUGCUUCGCUGUUCAUAUGGGUCUUCCGAAAGACUUCUUCGAGGCUUCCCACAGUCAAGCAUUGCCAGGGAACACAUUCAAACUCAUCAAAUACCCCAAAAUGGAAGAGCAGCCACGAGACUUGAUUCCUCGGUUAUCCGAGCACACUGACUGGGGAAGCCUCACUCUGCUAUUCACAGAAUCACCAGGCCUAGAGGUUCGUGACCCCAGCAAUCAAUGGCACGAAGUACCUGUCAUUCCUGGCGCAAUUACCGUCAAUAUCGGUGACGCUCUUUCUCUUUGGACCGGAAAGCAGCUCAAAUCUACUAUGCACCGUAUUUCUUGGGAAAAGUUGCCAAGAGAUCAGGACCGUUACAGUAUGCCUUACUUUGUGCACCCAAAUCUCGAUACCAAUCUUCGGCUCAGUGCACUCCCCAAUGAUGCUAAUGGCCAACCACUUAAACAUAGGGAUUACUUCAAAGUCCGCCUUAGACUGACCUGGGGUAGUGUGGAACAAAAGGAUGCCACAAAAGUCUUUGGCGAUGUCGACAGCAAGACAUUCAAGUAUCUAAGCACGCUGGGUGUGGCAAACGCGGGUAUUCUAGAGUCGCACACGGUGAAUCUAUGA